AUGAAAAUUCUGCUCACCACUCAGUCCCUGCCUCUGUUCCUCGUGCUGCUGCAGCCACUUCCAUUGCAGGUUCUAAUGCAACGUAGAUAUUUAGAUUUACCAGAUCAUGUGGCAGAAGAACUUGAAGAUUAUUCGGAUGAAUUAUAUAGCACAGGGCCUACCAAACCACCUACCAAAAAAAGUUUCCAACGGCAUGUCAUAAUUCCUCCUUUAUUUCCAUUUUAUCAUCACUAUGACUGUACUUUUGAAAUGAAGGAAAGAAAUGUUCAUGACAGGUUUUUCUGUAGGAAAGAACAUUUCUUCCUCCCAGUAGCGUAUGAGGAGUUGCAAAAGACCUGUAACAGCAAGUAUGUGGCAUGUAAGAAUGGACUUAGGAGAUGUCACAAGACCAAGAAACUGAUAAAAGUACUGCACUGUAAGUUAACACAUGGAACUAAGAUGUCAGACUGUGAAUACCAAUCUUUUUACAAGGAGGGUUAUGCCCUUAUCACUUGUCGAUGGCAAGAUGAUAUUGGAGAGAUUAUUCCUGAGCAUGUAAAUGGUAUUUUGGAACUACCCAAUAAUCAGUAA
Messenger RNA from Pteronotus mesoamericanus, 570 nucleotides. RefSeq names its product ribonuclease A family member 9 (inactive) (gene RNASE9). NCBI's taxonomy places the organism in Eukaryota, Metazoa, Chordata, Mammalia, Chiroptera, Mormoopidae. Gene Ontology annotation, biological process: defense response to Gram-positive bacterium. Bases 1 to 570 code for a protein of 189 amino acids. Gene Ontology annotation, molecular function: nucleic acid binding. The record is from RefSeq and is a predicted model, not a curated record. The transcript has a single exon.